Molecule: messenger RNA, 2884 nt
Organism: Corylus avellana
Lineage: Eukaryota; Viridiplantae; Streptophyta; Magnoliopsida; Fagales; Betulaceae
Biological process (GO): regulation of DNA-templated transcription
Molecular function (GO): double-stranded DNA binding
Source: RefSeq, a predicted model, not a curated record
AUGUUGCAUGUGGUCGGAGUUAGAGAUGGCCAACUGGUCUAUCUCAAAGAGAAAGCUUUGGAUGAUAAGGCUCAAAACUUAGAAUCAAAGUUCAACUGUUCAAGGCACAGCCGGACCAUUACGACACGCUCUCUGACAAAGACAAACGACAUACCGUUCAAACAUGGAAACGGCGCGACCUUUCACCCCCCAGAUGCCACACUUCUCCUGUUCUCCUUAACCCUCUCCCUUCCUCCAUCAUGGAGAAUAGGGCUUAAUGCCAGUCCCAACACUCGAGAGGAUUUCUUGAUAAACAAGAAGUGGCCUGAGACUGAAUCGGACAAACUCGGUGAGUCAACAAUGUUUGCUCUUUUCUGUUCAAGACAGGUUGUAUUACUCAAAAGUAGGAGGACCCAACUGGGGGUUUUUCAGCAAAAUGCUUUCUUUAUUCUAAAAUCAUUCACAUCGAUAGGGUUAUGUCAAUCUAGCGAAAAACGACAAGAAGAAAAACAUUCUUUUACAGUGUCUUACCUCAUAAACUCAUGUGGGUUGUCCCCAAAAUCUGCUAUUUUAGCAUCCCACAGUAUGAACUUUGAGAACCCAGAGAGACCAGACUCAGUGCUUAAUCUUCUCAGAGAGAAUGGAUUCACCCCUACCCAUAUCUCCAAAAUUAUCAGGGUACAGCCACGGUUUCUUUUAUCUGAUCCUGAGAAGACCCUUUUGCCCAAGAUUGAGUUUUUCCGUUCUUUGGGGGUUUCAAGCUCUGAACUCCCUGGGAUCCUCUCUUCAAAUCCAAUGUUGUUAGCAAGAAGCUUAGAGAAACAACUAAUCCCCUCCUAUAAUUUCCUCAAGAGUGUGGUUCUUGUCAACGAGAAAGUCGUUACAGCUUUGAAGCGCUCAGCACGGGCUUUUCAAUUUAAUGUGGCAACUAAUAUGGCUCCUAACGUUGCACUUUUGAGACGACUUGGAGUGCCUCAAUCUACCAUUUCUUUCUUGGUAAGUAAUUAUCCUUCUGAAGCGUUCACUAAGCAUACUAGGUUUGUUGAGGCUGUCCGCCAGGUUAUGGACAUGGGAUUCGAUCCCUUGAAAACGGUGUUUGUUCGGGCAAUCCAAGUGUUGCUGAAGAUGAGUAAACCAAGAUUUGAGUCAAAAUUGGAGUUUUAUAAGAGGUGGGGUUGGUCAAAGGACAUGGCCCUCUCUGCAUUUAAAAGGAAUCCAAUGUGUAUGAUUUUAUCAGAAGAGAAGAUCACCAAAGUCAUGGACUUCCUUGUGAAUAAAAUGGGUUGGCUAUCAGCUAAUAUUGCUAUAAAUCCUGCAGUUCUAUUAUUCAGCUUGGAGAAGAGGAUUAUGCCUAGGUUUUCAGUUAUUCAGAUUUUACUAGCCAAGGAUUUGGUCAAGAAUGAUUUGUCCUUGUCGACUAUAUUAUUGCCUAAUGAGAGGAGGUUUUUGGAAAAGUUUGUGAUCAAAUUUCAGGACGAUAUUCCUCAAUUGUUCAAUGUUUAUCAGAGUAAGAUGGAUGUUCUGGAGAUAGGGAGACAAUCGGAGAACGUAUGUGUGGCUGAACAGUUGUAACAUUUUGGCUUCCAACUUAAUUUAAUUCUUGAAUUUUUACUCGUAUAACAUUUUAUACUUGCUGCAUAAAGCAUUUGCAUCAUCUUGUAUUGCUUUCACUUGGAUAUGUGAUCUCCAAGACAGCUAUCUCAAAUACUGAUCUGUGUUUCAUCGUUUCUUAAUUCUAAGUGGAAGACCUGACUCACAUGGUCACAUAUUGGGACUUCAAGUAAAGAAGUAAAAUAGGGGUCUCCUUUUAUGAAGGGCAUGAGUAUUUUUUAUGGUUUUAGUUCCUGCUUACGAUCUUUCUAGUAUUGUUGGAUAGCUCAACUCCAAAGUGAUUUUAUAUGAUAAGAUUGUCUUUAGCUUAAGGCACCUAAUGUGAUUGGUGCUAUAUGCUCAAGACACUGGGCUGAAGGCACUAUGCAUGUUGCAAAUUCACCUUCUAGUCAAUCUACAUUAGAGCAAUUAUGAGAUUUGAACUUUAUAUAGAGAGACUGGUUUCAUGACUCCCGUGUGUGGUGCAGACUGCUACUCUGUGGCUUCUCUGUUGCUUCUUUUGCUGUGCGCUGCUCACUAAAAUAGGUAGGGAUGGUUUGAGACCUCCUCCCCAUCCACACCUCUGGCACUGUCUCCCUCGUUGGGUUCCCGUUGUCCUGUGAGAAUGGAUGGUUGGUCUGCUCGUGGGUAUCUCUCUGAAUGUUUUGCAUUUUACUUAGUUGUGUUGGUUUUUGGGUUGUUCCUUGUGUUCGUCGUUUUGACUAGUGUUUUUCCAUUUUUGGGUUGCUGGCCUUACAUGGCUGUAUGUUGUUGGCUAGCUGCUUCGCUGUGUCUUUCCCUCUUUGAGGAGGGCUGUAGGGACCUUCUUGUGGCAACAGUUUUCUCUCAUAUUUUUAAGUUUCUUUCAACAAAGCUUACUUAUCCAAAAAUAAUAAUUAAAAUUGAUAUUUAAAAUAAAUGGACUCCUUAACAACUAUCAACAGAACAGGGGGAGGAGAACGAAAAGCAGGCAAAGAGGUCAGCGGUAGUAAGAUUGAAGAUGUCAAGGCUCUAGUGUUUUCUCCUUGAUCUUUAUAAAUACAGUUUUUAUUUUUAUUUUUUUAGUUUUCUGCUUGGGUGCAUUCUUAAGCUUGUUGAGUUUCUGGUUUCUACUUUUAUUGGUACUGUUUCCUUUUUUUUUUGGUAAGUGCAUCGUUUAUUGGUAUUCCUUUGGUGGAUGUUAGCACUAUACUUUUCUGCCAUGUUUACAUAGUCAUCACUCAUCAGUCAUAUGUUGGCUUCUUCAUGCCACUGCACUGAACUAAAAUUUCUUCCUGAUUGGACAAUUGAUCUUUCACUUACUAUUGUUUAAAUU